Messenger RNA from Epithele typhae, 1599 nucleotides. RefSeq lists its product as uncharacterized. Bases 1 to 1599 code for a protein of 532 amino acids. The transcript is spliced from 14 exons. Lineage: Eukaryota; Fungi; Basidiomycota; Agaricomycetes; Polyporales; Epitheliaceae. The record is from RefSeq and is a predicted model, not a curated record.
AUGCCAUGGCCUGCCCUCUGUCUCUCCCCCUCCCACCCCCUUCUGCUACCUGCCGUUCCCUCCCCACUGACCUUCCCGUGCUGGUCCAAUGUCCUCCAACGCCUCGUCUUCUCGCUCUGGCGCCUCGAGGCGGCCGCGGCGAGCAGAGCUAACACUACAAACUACUACCUAGGUGCCGGUUCCAACACGAACUCUGUGGAGGGUUCUUCCCGUUCUUCUAGGUCGCGUGAGCCGUCUGGGGAGGUGGAGGAACAACCCGCUCCGAAGCGGCGUAAGCGUGAAGGACGACCCAAGGUCACUGAGAACGUGGGGCGGCCAGCCAACGACCAAGAGGAGGUCGAUAUGCCUGACGCAGACGAGAAAUGUGCGGAGGACGCCGAGAAGAUUUACGGAAGGCUUCAUUGGUAUGGAGAAGAGGACGGACCUUACCCAGCGCCGGGGUCGUUAUAUUUUCAGUGUCUUACGAUUCAGGCCGAGCGCAGCCUGGAAGAGGCUGCCUCCCAGUACUUGUCCAUGCAGCUGAUGUGGGAAGCACGGCCGUGGAGGCCGAAGCGGCUGGACCCCGAGAACAGUGUGAGGGGGAGUCCUCUAAAGGAUGAGCCACGGCAAGAAGACGCUGGACGGGUUGUGCUGCAACCCCCAAAUCCAGCCCCCGAGGGGCACAUCAUGGGCUCCUGGGCUCCCUAUGGGGGUUCCAGACGUUCCCUGGUCAGGGAGGACACCCAUUGGCAACUGGACACCGACUCCCUGCAAUUCGAGCUUUCCGUUCCAAACGUCCUCGACCGUGGGGCGUCUGCCUUUGACGUCGAUGAGCUCGUUGGCCGGCAAGGCAGCCAAGAGGCUGUCCCACACGUGCAAGAGGCCAACAUGACUUCACCAAAUAUGGACGUCGAGAUAGAGCUGGAUGUUGAUGAAGGAGGCGAAGGCCACGGGUGCGAAAGGGUCGAAGAGGGUUCGGAAGACCGUGCUGCAGCCCUCAAGGUGCAGCAUGACAAGCAUGACAUACGCCACGGCCUGCCUGUUCCCCAAAACACCUUUGACACGGCUGACCGUCAGACCACAGAUGCGGAGGCGCGCCAGGCGGAGGAUUUGUGGGAUAGUGACAUUUCUACUUCGUUAGGCACCGAUGAGGCCAGGACCGUCUUUCAAGUGGAAGAGAGCCCUGAACGCGAGACAGCGCGGCGCCGGUCUCGCAAGCCUGCUAAGAGGAAGCCUUCUCAGAGGGCGGAGAAGACGCUGAACGAUGUCGAAAGGUGUCGAGAGUUUGCGUUUACGAUGGGCACCUUGCUCGCCACCGUUGCAGAGGUCGCUGCUUUCAUCAAAUCCGACAAACAUGACAGGGACGUGAUGCACGAGAGUUUGCAAACGAUGGUUGGCAGGCUGAACGCUGACAUGAAGAAGGCCAACAAUGACGAUCCCUCUGGCUUCAAGGCCGCCGUGCUUAGCAUCUAUGCGAACAAAGACAAGAGGGGUUCACAGAAGUCCCUGGUUCGCAAUCUUUAUACCAUGGCGUCGUACGCACAACAGGAGGAGAGGGUGGGAGGGCUGUGCAGAAUACAAGUGGCAGAGGUGACGGAGAUGUUGAAGGAGAACAGAUGA